Eremomyces bilateralis CBS 781.70 is the source of this 1305-nucleotide messenger RNA. RefSeq names its product putative esterase. Gene Ontology annotation, cellular component: cytosol. Gene Ontology annotation, biological process: formaldehyde catabolic process. NCBI's taxonomy places the organism in Eukaryota, Fungi, Ascomycota, Dothideomycetes, Eremomycetales, Eremomycetaceae. Gene Ontology annotation, molecular function: S-formylglutathione hydrolase activity. The coding region runs from base 118 to 984 and encodes 288 amino acids. The record is from RefSeq and is a predicted model, not a curated record. The transcript is spliced from 4 exons.
GGCGAACUACAUCUCAUGCGAGAUUUAUAUAGAUCAAAUCUGCACAGUGAUUUAUAUUCAAUUUGACUUUCUUCCUUUCCUUCGAUCUACUUGAGAUUAGGACCAUUGCCUGCCAAAAUGGCCUUCACCACGAACGCGACCAUCGCCUCGUGCGGCGGUAAGCUCCUGAAGCUCACCCACAAGGCUUCUAGCACGAACUGCGAUAUGAAUUUGAACCUCUACCUUCCCCCACAGGCCCAGUCGGGGAAAGUCCCGGUCCUAUUCUAUCUAUCCGGCCUGACCUGCACGGGAGACAAUUGCGCCGAAAAGGGAUUCUUCCAAAAGCCCGCAAGUGAGCACGGCAUCGCAAUCGUCUAUCCGGACACCAGUCCACGGGGCUUGAAAAUCGAAGGGGAAGAUGAUGCAUAUGACUUUGGUAGUGGUGCAGGCUUUUACGUCGACGCCACAAAAGAGCCAUGGACCAAGGGCUACAAUAUGUACUCCUACAUUGCCGAUGAGCUCCCCAAGGCGCUGUUCAGUUCGUUCCCAGAGCUGGACUCGUCAAAAGUCAGUAUCACAGGUCACUCAAUGGGCGGGCAUGGCGCCUUGACACUGUUCCUCCGAAACCCUGGGAUGUACAAGUCAUGCUCCGCAUUCGCGCCAAUUGCCAAUCCAAUCAACUGCCCCUGGGGCCAGAAGGCAUUCAACGGCUACUUCGGCGAAGAUCAGUCGAAAUGGCAAGAGCACGAUGCGACCGAGCUGGUCAAGAAGUGGAAAGGUCCGCUGAGUCUGCUGAUCGAUGUGGGAACUGGCGACAACUUCUACAAGCAGGGACAGUUGCUUCCAGAGAACUUCAUUGCGGCGGCCAAGGAGGCGGGCAACGAUACGGAUAUCACCCUCCGCAUGCAGCCAGAUUAUGACCACAGCUACUAUUUCAUUUCGAGCUUUGCCGAUAACCAUGUCAGUUAUGCUGCGAAGUUCCUGUCCUCGAAACAUAUCCUGUAAGUAUCUGGACUAGAUGGUCUACCAAGCCCUCCAAAGAAGGGAUCUUGGUUAAUAUCACUACAAUUGUAUAGAAAUCCUUCGACACACCCCUGGAUUAAUUCUAAAGACGAGCUUAGAGCAUCAAAGCAGAGGCUUUAGGAAUACCUAUAGGAAAAUAUUCUUGUUUGGACCACUUGGAGAAGGAUUUGGGUCCAGGAUAAGGUCCUCAUUCUGGUGUGUCUACUGUCGUAUCACCUACGGAUACAGUGAGUGAAUGAGUGAGCGGAGCCUUGUAAACCACGCCCUAUGCAUAACUUAAACCAAAAUAAUCCAAGGAUACAG